ACACUGAAACCAAGAUGGCUGCCGAAAGGAGAGAUAAAGAAGCAUUUGUGACAUUGGUGACGAGUGACAGUUACUCGUUUGGUGCGCUGGUGUUGGGUCAGUCGCUCCGAGCCGUGCACACCACCCGUAAACUGGCCAUCCUGGUCACACCACAGGUCUCCGACAAUGUCAGGGAACAGUUGGGUAAGGUGUAUGAUGAUGUGCACCUAGUGGAUGUGGUGGACAGUGGAGACACAGAGAAGCUGGCCCUCCUGUCCAGGCCAGAACUGGGCAUCACCUUCACCAAACUGCACUGCUGGAGACUCACCAACUACACCAAGGCAGUCUUCCUGGAUGCUGACACUUUGGUUCUGAGGAACGUUGACGACCUGUUUGAUAAGGAGGAGUUAUCGGCCGUGCCUGAUAUCGGCUGGCCUGACUGUUUCAACUCCGGCGUGUUUGUGUUCCGACCGUCAGAGGACACCUACCAGGCACUGCUGCAGUGUGCCAAGACUGCCGGCAGCUUCGAUGGAGGAGACCAGGGUCUGUUGAAUACCUUUUUCAGUGACUGGGGAACUAAAGACAUCUCUCGCCACUUGUCCUUCCUAUACAACAUGACAUCUACUAUACACUACUCCUACCUACCUGCCUUUAAUAGAUUUGGAGGUGAUGUGAAAAUAGUGCAUUUCAUCGGCCCCAUCAAGCCCUGGCACCACCAGUAUGAUACAAAGUCUGGGACGGUGAAGCCCCACCCUAACCAGGACUCCUCCCUCCCCCCACACCACAUGGACUUUCUCCAGGCAUGGUGGGACGUAUUCAUGAACAGGGUCAAACCAUUGCUGGAGGGGCAGGGGCAGCUCCUCUCUGGAAACCAUCCGGGCGGCACCCAGGAUAGAGUACCGGAUAGGAUUCCGCUGCCGCAAAGUCCACGCUUUCCACCAUGGCACCCGCCAACCCCUCCCACAGAACAUUUCACCCCAAUGCAUGAUGGGAAGGAGGACGAGGGUAGGGACUUUGACCCCCCUCCCCCACAGUCACCCCACUACUGGCCACAGGAGCAUCACGAUAGCCCAGAUUCUGGAGUAAAGGAUGAUGAGGAUGUUGAUGAGAUAGAAGAGCCAGAGCACCAUGGGGAUGAAUUUGAGGAGGAUCAUGGGAUAGAAGAACCAGAGGAUCAUGGGAAUGAAUUUAAGGAGGAUCAUGGGAUAGAAGAGCCAUUGAAGCAUCAUGGGAAUGAGUAUGAGGACCUGUCCCUGUCAGAGUGUUUGUCAGAAUCUGUGGGUGACGAUGAUGUGAGCUCAGAGUCCCCGUCGACGUUGUGUGAAACGCCCGUAGACACGUCGGGAGUGUCUUCCCUCGGGGAUGCCGCAGAGGACAUCACCGGACAGCUGGCGCAGCUCCAGGUGCAGGGCGCGAACCCGCCGGCGAUCUACGUGUCGUCCGACGACCACCGCCGGGCCUGGGAGCGCGGCGAGAUCGACUACACCGGUUUGGACCGCUUCGAAAACAUCCAGAAGAAACUGGACGCUCAAAUCAAGAGUUAGGUUUAUAUUUCUACCACAGGACGUCCCCCGUGAAGCAACAACAUAGUUCAAACAAAGAAAAAUUGCCCUGAAAUUGCAAUAAAAAAAGAUAGUUUCUUAUAAAAGCUAAAUCCUUAUAACAAAUGGUGAAUAUGGUAUUGGAGAAAAAUAUUGCCCUACCUUUGAAAUUCUUCUGGAACUAUCAUCUUAUUGAAAUCCUCUGAAGAGAGUUUUUUUGUACUUCCUGAAGAGAAAUCUUUGUCAAUGCAACAAUAGACCAAUCCUGACUGCCCACCAAAGUUAGUACUCUAUAGGACAGUGGUCUACAUCUGUCACAUUUUUGCAUUUGUACUACUAGUAUUUGUUAUGCAUUUGUAUGUUUCGAUGAGGUGGGCUGUGGAAUUGGUCUAUGUGGUACUUUCUUCGAAGGAACAACUGUCUAAAUUUAAUCCUUCAACAACCCAUCCUGAACACUACUUUCACAAAAGAGCUUAAAUUCCCUUUGACUUUCCUCAGCAGCCUCUAUUUAUAUGCUCUAAAUCCACUCAACAGAAAACUUGAGAAUCGUCAAAUACGGUUAAACAUUGAUCAGUCAUCUCAAUGAGGUUAAGCUUUGUGUUGAAAGCCGAUUACCAUCCAAGUAUUUCAUCUCAACACUCAGGUUUUUUUUCUUUCCUACACAACUUUGCGGAGAAGAUUUGAGUACGGUGCUUCAGCGUGACAUUCAACAUCAGGACUUUUUAUACAGAUGAUCCACUGGUGCUCAUGAUCGAUCAGUAGAAUGUUACACAUUGUGCAACUGUAACAAGGCAAUCAGAGAUGGCACACUAGAACAGCAGUAUAGUUCAAGUCGUAGAAUACUUCUCUUCCUGGGGGUAAAGUAUGUGUAGAUUUAGUGCUACAGUUAGACUUCUGAACUAAUGCUGUUGAUGCAUACACUGCAACUGCCAGUAUUCUUUACUCAAUUAGCUAUGUUUCGUCAUAUAUAUGUAGGGUAUUAAGAAUGAAACAACUGGCCAGUCACUACAAGUACAGUACUUCUCCCACCACAUAAAUUCAAUACAACUUCUUAUCCAUGCUGUUUUAAUUUUCACCGAAGGAAGCACACCCAUACAAGAAAGGUUUUUUCAAAAAGCUUCAGUCCAAGGAGGAAAAAUGAAAGAUUUAAACUUUUCCCAGUAUAAAUAUUCUUUAUAAAUCUUCCCUGCCUCCUACAUUAAAUAAUUGACAUUAUUAUGUAAAAUCAAAUUUUAUCAAAUUUCACUCCCUUUAUCAUUGUUUGAAAGUUGAAUAUGUGAAAUGAUAAUUAGCCUCCUGUAUGAGAGAUAAUAUUUACAAGUGCAUAUGUCAAUUGAUUCUAAUUUUUCCCUUUAAACAGAAGGGCUCUUCCUACAAUGCAUUUAUUUGUCAAUGAAAACUAUAAGAUUGAAUCCAGUAUUUUUUGCUCUAUUUGAGAAACAAGCAACAUACAACUUUACAAACAUGUUUAUGCCUUAAGCUCUUGGGCAAGCAAGGACUAAAAUGCAACACCUGAACAAUUAAGUAUAAGAAAUGAAACCUUAACAAAUACAUUGAAAAGGCAAAUCAAGAUAUUAUCUUUAAAAGCUAUCACGUUAAUUGCUUAAUUCUGUAGGUGGAAUUAUCAAUAUAUGGAGGAUUAUCAGUGUUGAUAAAUAGGUAGGUUGUAAAGUGAUAAUUCUUAUGUAUUCUUAUCAUAUAUGUAUAAUCAAUGAAUUGAAUAUUUGUGAGAUUAUAGGUGCAUGUAGAGCAUCUCCACAGCUUCGUUUGCUGCUAAUUAUAUUGUAUUUGUCAUGCAUUUUGUAGAAUUAUGCAAGCUCCUAAAUUCUAUGUUAACUUCUAUCAAUGAUUACAGAAUUUCAAUGCAAUUUUUUAUGCACUACAGACCUACAUAUUAUAGUUGUACCAAUUUUUAUUUUAUUCAUUACUUAUUAAUCCAAAGACUGAGCAGAGCCAUAGUUAGUCAAGGACAUUAUUUACUAUAACUUUUCUAAUCAAGGUUUCUUACAAGUAAAGCACACUUUACAAGUAAAGCACACUUUUUCAUACUGCACAAAUUCUCUUCUAUACAAUUAAAAACAUUAAAACCAUUGCACAGAAGCUGAAAUUGUUUGAUUUUGUUGACUGAAAAUGCUUUGUUAGCACUAGACAAUUCUGAAAAAGUUGAUGGCAAAAGCUUGAACAACUAUUUAGAAUGGAAUGGGAAAGAAUCUAUGGUUGGUGGUCUUCUAGAGAAAACAUUUCUAUGUAAAUCAAAUACUGCCUUGCUUUAGUAUGGUCAUGAGGAAAGUGUAUUGUAUUAGAUAUAUGGGUGACUUUGAGUUGAUGCCGUAAAUGAAAUAGACUGAGGGAAGCCUAACACAUUUGACUGAAACGUAAUCUUGUUUUUUGGUUCAUAGUUGAGGUUCCAUUUUCAGUUUUUUUCUCCUAUUCAAAACAGUGACAAAUUGUGGUCAAUGAAUUCCACUUACUGAAUGCUUUGGGACAAAGUUUGUUUUACAUAUGUCUGAAAAUGGAACUUACACUGCAACAGGUACAUCAGAAGGAAAACAUUUUUUUGUAUAAAUGACUGUGAACUUAUGCAAAACAUGUUGGCAGGUCAAAUCAAGCUAGUAAUCAAACUCUACUUACUUUGCAAUGUAAACUAGGCUGUUGCAAAACCACAACAAAAUCUGACAACUGAGAAGAGUUACUGUGUAACAUAGCUAGAACUGAAGCUUAUGUUCAAAGGAUGUAGUUUGUUGGAACUACCACUGCAUAGCUACCAGAUGUGUAUUUAUACUAGGAGCGAUUUGUUUGAGGCUGAAUCUGUGGCAAAAUGUAUUCAAUGAUUGCAUUAAAUGAUUCGCAAUGGAAGAGAUGUGAUCU
Molecule: messenger RNA, 4388 nt
Organism: Branchiostoma belcheri (Belcher's lancelet)
Lineage: Eukaryota; Metazoa; Chordata; Leptocardii; Amphioxiformes; Branchiostomatidae
Product: glycogenin-1-like
Exons: 9
Coding region: 15-1523 (502 amino acids)
Cellular component (GO): cytoplasm
Molecular function (GO): glycosyltransferase activity
Source: RefSeq, a predicted model, not a curated record